This is a messenger RNA of Daphnia pulicaria, 1041 nucleotides long. RefSeq names its product hatching enzyme 1.2-like. Gene Ontology annotation, molecular function: zinc ion binding; metalloendopeptidase activity. Gene Ontology annotation, biological process: proteolysis. The record is from RefSeq and is a predicted model, not a curated record. Lineage: Eukaryota; Metazoa; Arthropoda; Branchiopoda; Diplostraca; Daphniidae. The coding region runs from base 16 to 819 and encodes 267 amino acids. The transcript is spliced from 7 exons.
UUAUUGACGAAUACAAUGAUGAAAUCGGGUGCGAGGGUUAUGCUGGCCUUCGUUUGGUCGUGUUGCUGGAUGAUCCAAGUCAUCACAGGGACUCCAGUCGGGACACCUGAAAUAGAUCGAACUUUCGGAGCCCCUUUAACCGCGGCAGAACUUGCAUGCGUUCCAACCUUUGGCAAAGCGGCACCCGAAGACUUUCCUUAUUCCGAGGGUAAUGACAUCGUCAUUGUACCCAAUAAGAACGCCUACCUUAGUCGAAAGUGGCCCAAUGCUAGCGCCAUUCCAUACGUCCUCGACUCCACAUUUAAUGCCAAGGCGCGAUGCGCCAUCGGUUACGCCAUGACGCAGUACCACAAGAAUACCUGCAUUCGCUUCGUCCCGCGAACGAGGCAAACGGACUACGUCCAACUCAACAAUCUUGAUACCACAGCUUUCAGGUGUUAUUCAAUCGGACUCGGUUACUACAAAGGUACAGGAGCACAUGAUGUCACUUUAUCGCCCAGCUGUUACCAGUAUCAAUCGGGCACCGUCAUGCACGAAUUGAUGCAUCGUGUCGGCUUCCACCACGAACACACUCGACCUGAUCGUGACACAUACGUCAACAUUCUUUGGAACAAUAUCGAUGAAGGCUGGAAGGCGCAGUACGCAAUUGCGGAAGGAUCCAGCAACCUCCUAACUUACGACUAUGGUUCCGUGAUGCACUAUGGGCUGGGUCGGGAAAUGACGACUAAAUUAAACACAAAUGGGGCUGUAAUUGGACAACGAAAAGGUUUUAGUCAGUUGGAUAUCAACAAACUCAAAAUGAUGUACUGUCCAAAGUAAAACGCCAGCGUUCUGAAACACAAUGUUCCGGCUCUAACGUUCUGAAACGAUUCCAAGUUAUUCAUCAACAACACCAAACUCUGGCGUUGAUUUUUGUCACUUUCUUUUUUAAUAUUUGGGUGGAGGAUAUUUUUAUUUUGUUUCUAAAUUCAAGUAGUUAAUCCAAAAAAUAUAUUUAAACAUGAUAGCAUAAUUUAAUCGGAAGAUUGCUUUACUCAAAAG